AUGGCCGACGCACCCCGCAAGAAGCAGCCUGCUCCCACCUCCGACACUCCUGCGACUCCCUCCAAUACCGUCAAACCAGGGCCCACGAAGCCAAAAGUCACAAAGUCGACCGCGGCCCCUACCACUUCCGCUAAGACAGUUCCAGGUCCUUCUCCCCCUGCCAAAUCUACUGCGACUUCCACUCCCGCCAAAUCAACUGCAACUUCGACUUCUCCUGGUAAUACCACCAAGCCUACCCCCACCACGGCCUCUACUAGCUCUACAAAAUUAGGCUCGACUUCCGCGGCAUCCGACAGCCAUGGAACCGCGGCCCCCUCCGCCACCGGCGGAGCCAAGUCGGCUUCCGGUCCCCCCGCCCCAGUCAAGCGGGCAUCCAGUUCAUCGGAAAACGGGGACGCCGACAGCCAGCAGCAGAAGAAGGACACCUGGAUGGAGGCGCACUGGAAGAAAUGGUCCCCCCAGGCGGACAAGGACCGCUCCUACCCGGUGGUGUUUGACAAGUCGCCGCCGGCCGUCAAGGCCAAGCUGAUCGCCCUCCUCGGCGGCACCGAGCCCAAGCUCACCACCAUGGACACCUCGCUCUCCUACCUGGAGGCGGCGUCCGGCAAGGCCAACCCCGGCCCCGUCCAGGUCGCGUUCGUGGAGGCGGACGACUUCGAUAAGAUCUGUGAGGCGCUGGACGGGGAUCGGAUUAUGAUCAAGGUGCCCGUCAAGGACAGCAAGGCUACCAAGAAGCGCAGGGCGUUUGUGCCGACCAAGGAGAUCAAGAAGGCGUAG
Molecule: messenger RNA, 777 nt
Organism: Chaetomium globosum CBS 148.51
Lineage: Eukaryota; Fungi; Ascomycota; Sordariomycetes; Sordariales; Chaetomiaceae
Exons: 1
Coding region: 1-777 (258 amino acids)
Source: RefSeq, a predicted model, not a curated record